AUGACCCCUGCGGUUGCAAUUUUCCCUUCCGUUUUAUUUUGGGAAUUACUCUUUUCUUUCUUUAUUCGAUUCUCUUUCUUUCUUUCUUUCUUUCUUUCUUUCUUUCCUUCUUUCUUUUUCUCCGACACUUUUCUUUAUUUAUCCGAUUCUCUUUCUUUCUUUCUUUCGUUCGUUCUUUCUUUCUUUUCUUUAAUUAUCCAAUUCACUUUCUUUCUUUCUUUCUUUCUUUCUUUCUUUCUUUCUUUCUUUCCAAUUCAUCUUUUUCUUUUUCUUUUUUUUUUUCUUUCUUUUUCUUUAUUUAUCAUCGAUUCUUUCUUUUCUUUCUUUCUUUCUUUCGUUCGUUCUUUCUUUUCUUUUUCUUUAAUUUAUCCAUUCUCUUUCUUUCUUUCUUUCUUUCUUUCUUUCUUUAAUUAUCCAAUUCUUUCUUUCUUUCUUUCUUUCUUUCUUUCUUUCUCCGAAUCCUUUUUUCUUUCUUUCUUUCUUUCUUUCUUUUCUUUAAUUAUCCGAUUCACUUUCUUUCUUUCUUUCUUUCUCCGACUCUUUUGUUUAUUUAUCCGAUUCUUUUCAUUCAUUCAUUCAUUCAUUUUUUCUUUCUUUUUUCUUUCAUUCUUUCUUUCUUCCUUUUUCUUCGACUCUUUUCUUUAUUUAUCCGAUUCUCUUUCAUUCAUUCAUUUUUUUCUUUCUUUCCUUCUUUCUUUUUUUCUUUCUUUCUUUCUUUCAGCGAUUCAGUUUCUUCCUUUCUUUCUUUCUUAUUUAUACGAUUAUCUUUCGUUCAUUCAUUCUUUCUUUCUUCAGUUUAGUUUCUUUCUUUCUUUCUUUUCUUUAAUUAUCCGAUUCACUUUUUUCCUUUCUUUCUUUCUUUCUUUCUUUCUUUCUUUCUUUCUUUCUCCGACUCUUUUAUUUAUUUAUCCGAUUCUCUUUCAUUCAUUUAUUCAUUCAUUCAUUCGUUUUUUCCUUCUUUCUUUCUUACUUUCUUUUAUCGAUUCAGUUUCUUUCUUUGUCUCUUUCUCUGUUCAUAUCUAUCUAUCUAUCUAUCUAUCUAUCUAUCUAUCUAUCUAUCUAUCUCGGUCGGUUCAUAUCCAAGUCAUUUCCCAUUUACUAUAA
Acanthosepion pharaonis is the source of this 1104-nucleotide messenger RNA. NCBI's taxonomy places the organism in Eukaryota, Metazoa, Mollusca, Cephalopoda, Sepiida, Sepiidae. The record is from the annotation of a GenBank genome assembly.